This is a messenger RNA of Trichomycterus rosablanca, 2428 nucleotides long. It is a transcript of the gene terf2ip, whose product is annotated as telomeric repeat binding factor 2, interacting protein. Gene Ontology annotation, molecular function: telomeric repeat DNA binding. The transcript is spliced from 4 exons. NCBI's taxonomy places the organism in Eukaryota, Metazoa, Chordata, Actinopteri, Siluriformes, Trichomycteridae. Gene Ontology annotation, cellular component: shelterin complex. The record is from RefSeq and is a predicted model, not a curated record. Bases 75 to 1736 code for a protein of 553 amino acids. Gene Ontology annotation, biological process: telomere maintenance via telomere lengthening; regulation of DNA-templated transcription.
ACGGAUGACACAGUUGCUUCACACAUCAGCGCAAAGUUUACGCUUUGAAUCAAAACAAAGGUCUAAAUAAAAGAAUGUCGAGUAUUAAAAAGGAAACAUCAGACACAUCACCAGUUUUAUUCUUAAAUGUUAAAGGUGAACCAAUGCGCUUCUUUGUGAGGCCGGGUCCCACCAAAGUCCAGCUCCAACCUUUAAUAACUAACGGUGGAGGCAUCCUCUGCCGGACCCAGGAACCCAAUGCCAUUUUGUUGGCAGAUCCUGGUGAGAUUAGUGCUGCUGCAGAAGGUGCCAGUCAGUUCUACAUUUCCACUCAGUACAUCCGUGACUGUGUCAUACAAAACAAGCAGCUGGACAUCGAGGGCUACAGGUUCAGCAAUCUGCAGCCUGUACAGACCAGGACGGCCUCGCGGAAACAAAAGGGCGCGGGCCGCAUGGGUUACUCACUCGAGGAUGACUCUGCCAUUUUAAAUUUCAUAGCCAAGCAUCAACAUGAUGCAAAGGGCAACCGAGUCUGGCAGGAAAUGGAGCGCCAGGGCAUCACCAGUCACAGCUGGCAGUCCAUGAAGGAUCGCUUCCUAAAGCAUCUGCAACAUAAGCUUCCCAGCAAAAGCCCUAAAACGGACAAGAAAGCGAGCUCCCCGAUGAAGAGUUUUUUAUCUGACAACAAUACUUCACGUCCUUCAUCAAAGCCCAGUACACCAAAACAAACACCCAAGAGAAAAGCACAGGUAAUUUUAUUUUCAGAUUCUGACAGCACACAGAUCAGCCCUGAGAGCAGACCAGCAGACCAACCAGACCCUGAAUCAUCACCUGAAAAAUGCAGCUCUACUGAACGCCCUGAUUCAGAGACGAACCAGGCACAUACAGUCAAUAAUGAGGUACAUAAUGAACCUGCUGGUGACCAAAAUCAAGAGUCAGUGCAGGAGGGAGAGCAACAGCAAUGCCAGCAAGACAAUCAGCAGCAUGAGGUUCCUACUAAAAAAGCUAGAAUGGAAAACGACACAUCUGGGGUGGAAACAUCUCAUGAAUCUACAAAAAACUCAACAGCCUCAAGUGAGAAGGGCCGAAAAAAACAAAAGACCUCUAGAUCCUCUGGGAGAAAGCUUGGCAUACUCGAGAGAGCCGCAAGAGAAUUUGAAGACUCGCAAACUCUUGAUAGUCAGGAAGACCAACCACAGAGUCAGCCAUCAUCCACCGGCUCAGAAACAGAUGAAGCUCAGAUUAUGGCGGCACGUGAAAGAGCGAUCAGAGAACAAGCAGCGAUUACUGACCACCCCAGCGACGCAGUACAGCAUCCGCCAGAAGCCCAGAACCUUUGCACUCCGGAGCUUAAGGAUUCUGCCCCUGGUCCCAACGGCGUGGUUGCACCCAUCACCUCUAACGCUCACAUGUUUCUGUUUCAGCAAGAAUCUCAGGAGGACCUCAGCCAGCCUUCUGAGGAGGAACGUGUCUCCCAGGACUUGCUGGAAGCAAAGCAACGUGUGGUUAGCUUAAUGCAGGAGUCUGAGAAAGACCUGGUCGAGGUGAUGAAGGCGCUUUUAAAAGCCAGCGGUGAUGUAACACUGGCAAUGACGUAUUUGGUUGAAGGACGUGAUCCUGAAGUACACGGACCAUUAUGGACAAAAAAUGACGAUGAGAUCCUUCUUUCAGCUGAUCUUUCUGGCCGUGAGAUGCUUAAUGAGAAGUACGGAGCUGAAAGAGUUUCGAACAGAAUUGCUUUUUUGACAGUAGAAUGAAAACAAAAUUCAGAAAAAAUUGAAUAUUUUAUAUCACUGUAUUAAUUAACUAUUUUAGCUUGACGGCAUCUCUGUCUAUCACAUCUCUAGUGUAUUUGUACUGCAGACAAACUAAACUAAACUUAUACUAAUCAUAGCAGCAGAAAUGGACUGACUUUAUUUUGCUGCCUGUUGCUUUAAAUAUCCACAGACUUUGGACAUUUAGUGUAUUUGUAAAUUGAGCUUUAAAAUGAUUGUAGUAUUGCAAAGAUCAUUCAUUCAUUGUUUUAUUAACUGCUUUAUUCCUGUCAGGAUUGCGGCACCACACUGUCGCCCACAUUUUCUCAUAUCUGAGAUAUACUGGUUGUCAUUUAAACUUGCUUUUAUAUCCAUGUUUUUUAAUGACGCAAUUCAUCAACCAUCCUCAGACUUCCAUUGAAAGUGACUUUCGAGUCAACAGGCUAUCGGUUAAUUUCUCAGUACAUUGAAAUCUUUCGUCUUCUUCUUAGGUUACGGCGUGUUUGCCCUAGCCCAGGUCGUAACAGUGUUGAAACUAUUGGCUCUGGUAAUGACACUUGUGCUAUAGAUGCAGUAGAAGCAUAAAUGUCACAUGAUUUUUAGAUAAUUUUUACUUUGUUAGUGUUGUCAAUAAAUUGUACACCAAACACCGUCUGUUAUUAAAGCAAAAUAAACAAAUAUUUUACAAUUUUAAA